CGCGCAGCGCAUGCGCGCUGCAUUGUUUUGACUGAAAAUGCCGUCGGUUUCGAAAGCGGCGGCGGCGGCGCUGAGCGGGUCCCCCCCGCAGACCGAGAAGCCGACCCACUACAGGUAUCUAAAGGAGUUUAGGACAGAGCAGUGCUCCCUGUUUGUGCAGCACAAGUGCACCCAGCACAGGCCAUUUACCUGUUUCCAUUGGCAUUUCCUAAAUCAGCGUCGGCGCAGACCGCUCCGCAGGCGCGACGGCACUUUUAACUACAGCCCGGACGUGUACUGCUCCAAGUACGACGAGGCCAGUGGCGUGUGCCCCGACGGCGACGAGUGUCCGUACCUGCACCGGACAACCGGGGACACGGAGCGCAAGUACCACCUGCGCUACUACAAGACAGGCACUUGCAUCCACGAGACAGACGCCCGGGGCCACUGCGUGAAGAACGGGCUGCACUGCGCCUUCGCGCACGGACCCCUGGACCUGCGGCCACCCGUAUGCGACAUCAGGGAGCUGCAGGCCCAGGAAGCCCUGCAGAAUGGCCAGCUCGGCGCCAGCGAUGGCGUCCCUGACCUGCAGCCCGGGGUCUUGGCCAGCCAGGCCCUGAUGGAGAAGAUCCUGAGCGAGGACCCUCGGUGGCAAGACACCAACUUCGUGCUAGGCAGCUACAAGACGGAGCAGUGCCCUAAGCCACCGCGCCUGUGCCGCCAGGGCUACGCGUGCCCGCACUUCCACAACAGUAGGGACCGGCGGCGGGACCCCCGGAGGUUCCAGUACAGGUCCACCCCCUGCCCCAGUGUGAAGCACGGCGACGAGUGGGGUGAGCCCUCCAGGUGCGAGAGUGGGGACAGCUGUCAGUACUGCCACUCGCGCACGGAGCAGCAGUUCCACCCCGAGAUCUACAAGUCUACCAAGUGCAACGACAUGCGCCAGACUGGGCACUGCCCUCGGGGCCCCUUCUGUGCCUUUGCGCACGUGGAGAAGAGCCUUGGAAUGGCCAGUGACUGGGGCUGCCGAGACCUUGCCUCCGCCAGCGGCCCUGCGGCCCCCAGCGGGCAGCCCGGACACGCAAAGCGGAGGGAUUCACCUGCCGAAGGCAGUCAGAAGGCCAGCGAACAGGACAAUAAGCAGGGCCACCUGGCAGUGUUGGCGGUGGGUCACCCCCUCGCUCCCAGUGUGAGUUCCAGCCUGGCGUCCAGCCUGGCGUCCAGCACUGGCUCAGGCGGCUCCUCGCCCACCACUCUGCCCGCCCUCUCAGCCCGUGCCCACCCGCUCGACCCCACCAGCAGUGCCGUGGAGGCGGUCCCAGGAUCCACUUUAGACCUUCACCUAGGCGAUAUCAGCCUUGCGCCCCCAGAGAAGGACCUGGAGGAGUACGACGGCCGUGACCUUGGACCCACAGGGCAGCGCUCGCUGGCAGGCUCAGCGCCCGUGGCCAUCCCAGGCUGCCUGCCCCGCUCCCCAUCCCUGCACUCCUCGUCGUCCCUGUCCGCCUCCCCCCUUGGCUCCUUCUCCCAGCCCCUGUCGGGGCCACUCAUCUCCUCAGCCAUGACGCCCCCCCAGCAGCCUCCAGCCCUUAAGUCGGAACCCCGGGCGCUGGGCCCCUCAGCCUCAUCCUACAACUCCUUCGGCUUGAACGGUGUCCCCGGCAGCAUCUGGGACUUUGUCUCUGGCAGCUUCUCUCCCAGCCCGUCCCCCAUCCUGAACGCCGGCCCCACGGGCUCUUCAGGUGCGAGUCCAAACAGCGCCGAGCUGGCCCGGGUCAGGCGGCAGCUGGACGAGGCCAAGAGGAAGAUCCGGCAGUGGGAGGAGUCCUGGCAACAGGUGAAGCAGGUGAGCCCAGGGAGGGGCUGCCGAGCAGGUGAGAUGGGGGCACGUGUGGGGCUGCCGGUCCCCACCUCAGUCACAGCAGCCCCUGGGUUUCAGGCCUGUGAUGCGUGGCAGCGGGAGGCCAAGGAGGCCAAGGAGCGGGCGCUCGCAGCCGACAGCGCCCGACAGCUGGCGCUGCAGAAGAAAGAGGAAGUGGAGGCCCAGUUUCGACGGCUGCAGGAGGAGCUGGAGGGCCGGGGAUUGGCCUCCACGCUCCCUGGGCUGCGUGGCUGUGGCGACAUCGGCGCCAUCCCCCUGCCGAAGCUGCAUUCACUGCAGAGUCAGCUGCGCCUGGAUUUAGAAGCAGUGGAUGGGGUGAUCUUCCAACUGCGAGCGAAGCAGUGCGGGGUGUGCGGGGAGCGGGCCCGUGGCGCCGUUCUGCGGCCUUGCCAGCACCGCGUGCUCUGCGAGCCGUGCGCAGCCGGCGCACCCGAGUGCCCCUACUGCUCGGGCCAGCCCCUGCCCUGGUGACGGCCGCCUCGUCGUCUGCUUCCUGGUGCCACCGACGUCGGGACCCCAGCCCCAAGCAGCCCACCCACAGCCUCGUACCCUCCUCGCAGACCCUGCUGGCCCCGCAGGGCUUGGUGGGCAGGGUGACUCCGCGGAGUUUGUGGUCCUGACGCCACUGUGACCGGAUCCUGGCAGUUCAGGUCCCGAGAAGCACUUUGUAGACGGAAGAGUUUAGGCAGACGUUCCAAGUUGCUCUAAGCUGCUUUGAGGUUCAUGUUUUUAAUAUGCGAUAAUAUGAAGCUUUAUACGUGUACUGUGAACAGAGUAUUUCCUAUCGAUCUGUUGUUAAUCCACAGUAGGGUAAACACAUUAGGUUUCAUAUCUGAAGUUAGUACUUAUGAAGUGAGCAUUUAUCUAGUAGUGAGAAAUGCCUAGGAUUUUUACAGUUUUCAAAUUAAGUGCGAACUAAUAGUAUUUAUAGCAGAGUGAUUAUUGAGAGAGACAUAUACAUGUAGAUGUUUUUAAUUUUAUGAAGGGAACUCAUUUCCUGAGCACGUGCACAUUAACUGGAGCGUCCGUGACAGCGCCCUGCGCCGCCGCCUCCCGCUCAAGUGCCUGCGCCUGGGAGAGCCGAGGAGCCAGCACGCGGCUGUCCUUCCCCGCUCCCCCCCCACUCGGUGAGCGCAGUGACAGUGAGCAGGGCAGCGGGGGCCCCACAGGGAGGGUGUCACACGCAGAGCCGUGCGGUGCUCCCCCUUCCCAGAGCUCGCUGGCUGGUGUCCCGGCCGGAGCCUCACCCAGGGUCACCCCACCGGCGUGAGAGACGCUCGCCAGCCUCCAGUGCGACACUGCGCCAGAUCUGUCUGUCCAGGUGUUACGUUCAAGUGACCACCUGGUUGGGGAGGACCUGGCCGCCAGGCGGGGGCAGGGCAGCAGAAAGGCUGCUGGGAACAGGUCGGAUUUUAGUGCCGGCUUCAGUCUUUUCUGUCUGUAUUGGGUCACUUUCCCUAGGAAUCUGUAGUUGACCCAGACUUUGCUCGCGCCAAGGCAGAUCUAGAUUGGCACGAGAAUCUUCCUGGAGUCUGCUGCCAGGCACGGAAGGGGGGCUGGGCGCUGGCCCGGAAGGGACAGGAUGCCUCCUGCCUGCCUGCCCGGGGCUGUGCCAAAGACUUUAUAUAGCAUUUUUUUAAGUGCAAGGUGACUAGGUAAAAAAUCUUUUAUCAGUGACCAAAUUAGAAUGUAUUUACUACAGUGAGAGGUUUAAAACCUUUUCUUAAACAUAAGACAAACUGAUAGGAAAGCUGUCAUUUUAAGGUGGGUCCAUGGCACCGUGCAGCUCGCCCGCUGCUAAAGGUAACUACACAACUUGGUUGUAGUGAUUCUACUUUGUUUCUAAUUAUAGUGAUGAUUUAUUAGCUCUUAGAAAUUACGUAUAUUUUGUGCUACUGUUAUCACUGUUUGAAAUUCUUUAUUUUUAUUAAUAUUUAUGCACUUGUUUCCCAUUUCAGGCCUUUGGUCUUCUGGGGGAAAACAGGACAAUGUUUGUUAUUGACAUCUAGCCUAGACAUUUUCAAAUUAUAAACAAGAACUGUUAAGCUUUAGGUGUAUUUAUAAGCUAUUCCGGUUAGUUCUUUCUGUGGGGUUCGGGGGGGGGGGGGCCCUGAAGGCACACCCCCCACAGGCACUCACUGGCUCUGAGGACAGGUGUGCAGUGGGAAGACCAAAGAACCACCCAGAGUGGAGCCUCCGGGCCCUCCUGCCCCUGCUGCCUGGCUGCAGUGGCCCUGGUCCUCUGAGGGAGCCACCCUGCGCAGGCCUCCCAGGCUGGGCUGCGCCAGGCUCGGUGUCUCAGGGUGUCACCGCCCCACACUCGGGUGAUAAAGCGGGGCGCUGGGUGUAGCAGCUGAAGCUGCGUGAUGCUCAGUGAGGCCGUUCUUGCUGCCAAAUCUGUCAGCUCCCGAGUGUUCAGUAUUAGCGGUGAUGUUACAUCGUCACACCAUUUGUGUAACUGUGGUCAGCAGAAGACCGUGACUCAGUGUGGAUGCUUCAUGUGGAUUAAUUUAUGGAAGCCCCAAUCUGUACGUCUGUUUUAAGUAUUUAGAGGAGAAUGUUAUUGGAAUGGAAUUUUCUUAACCCAGAAGGUAGUAUUUAUAAUGCAUAAUCAUUUACUUGUAGUGAAUUGUUUAAAGUUAACACUUGUUUAAAUUUUUUUACACUAUAGCAUUUAUGCAAUGGUUUACAGAAUUCAUGGAAUUAUUUUUAUCAGUAUGGAAAUUAAAACUUUGACUCUUUA
Molecule: messenger RNA, 4604 nt
Organism: Hippopotamus amphibius kiboko
Lineage: Eukaryota; Metazoa; Chordata; Mammalia; Artiodactyla; Hippopotamidae
Gene: UNKL
Product: unk like zinc finger
Exons: 14
Coding region: 38-2332 (764 amino acids)
Molecular function (GO): metal ion binding
Source: RefSeq, a predicted model, not a curated record